AUGGUUGAAUACCCGAUUGUGGAUCACAUGUCGCUCGACAAGACCUACAAUUCAAGCUCGGUUCGGCAGAUAAUCGUUGACGAGGCCUAUUGGUCUCCGGGUGUGUUGGACUGGCUUGUCCUGUGCACGAAACUCGAGCAUUUCUCUAUCAAGAUGGAGUUUGAAUCACAUCUGGAUGAGAUACUUGACUCUGAAAAGUUCGAUGCUUCGCUAUUUCGCAAGUUGCUUCUUCCUUCCGCCACGACGCUCAGGACUCUUCGUAUCUGUUAUGGCAAACGGUACAGAGAUCAAUUGGAAUAUCAGGACGCCGAAGAUGUUCCUUUUGGGACAUUCAGUGACUUUGUUGUCAUGGAAGAUAUCACGGUUCGGCAUUCUCACUUGAUCGGCCGUGUCAGUCACGACUCUACUGAUCAUUGGGAUUCAAAGCCGCCUGCUAAGAUAUUUCCCCGCUCUCUCAAACGAAUCGAAAUUACAGACGUGGUUGAGGGCCAUCAACUACAGUUAGUAUCGCAGCUUUCAGAGCUGGUUGAGGGGAGUUGUUGUCCGAAUCUUGAAGCAGUAGUGUUGCAUCUCGAUAUCCGGGAAGAAUAUACACUCAUCGAUGAACUGAAUUGCUUCAACCUUGAAUGCGAAGCCCGGGAUAUUGUCUUGAACGUUCAAGUGCAGUAUCAUUAUUAG
Penicillium cosmopolitanum is the source of this 678-nucleotide messenger RNA. RefSeq lists its product as uncharacterized. Bases 1 to 678 code for a protein of 225 amino acids. The transcript has a single exon. Lineage: Eukaryota; Fungi; Ascomycota; Eurotiomycetes; Eurotiales; Aspergillaceae. The record is from RefSeq and is a predicted model, not a curated record.